AUGAUAGACACGUGUCACGUUCCUCCUGAUCAACCAGAUGAAAGCAAUGUCACAGCAUUACUGUAUGCAGCAAUUGGUGGUCAUUCUAACCUGGUGGAAUUUUUUGUUAAUCGUAAUUGCAACACGUCACAGGUUAAUUUUGCAGAUGCAUCCUUAUCACUUUUAGCCUGUAUGAGUGGGCAGAUAGCAUUAGUCCACAAGCUUGAAAAGUUGGGCCUUUUUUCACCAAACUAUAAGAGUAGUUUGGAUACCAAUAUAUUACACUACACCUGCCAAUCUGUGAAUGAUAAUUUCGAACUUUUAAAGUACCUUUUAUCUCGGUAUCAACUAGCUGUUGAUUCAAAAGAUCGAUAUGGCAGAACUCCACUUCAUACUGCUUUGGAGUAUGCUCUUUUUGCAACUGUUCAGUUUAUUAUGAAUGUUCGAGAUGAUGAUAUGCUGCCAAUUGAUGAUGAUGAUUGGUUGUGUCUUCAUUAUGCAACUAAUACAAUUUGUUGUAUUAAUGGUGGAAAUGUAUAUUGUAAGCUUAUUUCACCACAUAGCAUACCAAUCAUUGAAGUUACUAAUGGUACUUACGUGAAAAGCAAUAUUGAUUUUUUCAAAAAAACACAACAGUUGAAUUUGCUCUCUUCAUUUCUCAAAAGAGCUAGCACCUACCCUAACUUCGACAUUAAUGUUACUACAAAAUAUGGUGAGUCAUUACUUCAUUUAGCAUCUCAGAGUGGUAAUACAUUGCUAGUUAAAGCACUGCAAAAGUAUGAUAUCACUGCUUCACUAAAUAGAGAUUAUCGAUCUCCAGUACACAAAGCUGCUUUAUCGGGUUCUACCACAAUGUUAAAUCACAUCAUAUCUCAGUAUAAUCUUGAUGCUAACUUGCCUGAUUGUAUUGAUCGAACACCGUUAAUGUACUCCUGCUCAUCAGGUAGCAUUAAUGCUGUUGAAUAUCUCAUUACUUGUCAUAACAGUGAUCCUAAUAUCACUGAUCUCAAUG
Molecule: messenger RNA, 991 nt
Organism: Amphimedon queenslandica
Lineage: Eukaryota; Metazoa; Porifera; Demospongiae; Haplosclerida; Niphatidae
Product: putative ankyrin repeat protein RF_0381
Exons: 1
Molecular function (GO): protein binding
Source: RefSeq, a predicted model, not a curated record